CUGGGGGGGAUCGAGCGCUUUUUUUUUUUUUUUUUCGCCUUCGCAGCAGCAUCCCGCAGGCUCCUCGUCCCUUACAGCAACCUAUGUGCUAUGUGCGACGUAGUGCGCACCUAGGGGCCCGGACUGAACGCGCGGCAGGCGCUGACCGCACAGCACUCUUCCCUCUCCUUCCGCAACCAAGUGAUUAGAAACACAGACCAGUGUUCUUGCACGACCUUUCUCACUCUCGUUGAUUGUCCCUCUGCACAGACAGAGUCCGAGAAUCGCGUCCCUGUUCCAUCCAACCCUCGAGCACGAGUCAUCUGAGUAUACCCUACGAUGCCGGCUGCAUUCCUUUUUUUUUACCUGAGCUACUACUUUAUGAGGCCCUUCCGCCGCCGCAACCUUCGCCCGUUCUUGAGCAGCAUGCCCACUAAGAAACAGGUGAGCAGGACAGACCGGUUCGGCCUACGGUCCCAUCUCACAAUAACCUGCGCAGGGCGAAAUGCAGGCCAGGAAACGCGAGCAAUUUCGCGUGUUCCGCCAGAUCGCUUAUAAACUGCCCCGGCACCUCGAGCAUGUGCGGUACCGGCCCCUGUGGCCCUCUCCGCUGCGACAUGAGCUCGACCCUUCGGAAGUGAUGGACCCGGAUGGCGAGCCCGAGGUUUCCGGAGCCGUCGACCAGCCAUCCGACUCUUCGUCCUCGAGCACCUCCUCCUCCUCGUCGUCGUCCUUCUGCCUGGACAUGGACGAGCCCGGGGUUCCUAAUGAGCUCAUCCUGGGCUGGAGCUCGUCGUCUUGCAGCGACUCCUCCAGCUCGAUCUCCGAUUACGACGAGCAGUCGGCCGAGCAAACCGAGACAGCCGAGCAAGCUGGGCAGGCCGAACAAUCUGGAUCGGACGGGUUGGCUGAGCCGGUCGAGCAAGCUCCGCCGGAAGAGCAAACUCUGAUUGCUGGUUCCGACGAUGCGGAUGACGGAUCCGACUAGGUGUGGGUGGCAGAGGUGGUGGAACCAGCAGACGGCAUGUCGAGCACAGAGACGACGGGUGCUGGAGGGCCGGCCGCGGCUCCCGCUGCAGCAGCAAGCGAUGUGUGGGAUGGCGCGGUCCUGGUGGAGAGGAAAGGCAGAAAAUAUCCGGACUGGAGGUAUUACAUUGAC
This is a messenger RNA of Thermothielavioides terrestris NRRL 8126, 1138 nucleotides long. RefSeq lists its product as uncharacterized. The record is from RefSeq and is a predicted model, not a curated record. The transcript has 2 exons. The coding region runs from base 485 to 967 and encodes 160 amino acids. NCBI's taxonomy places the organism in Eukaryota, Fungi, Ascomycota, Sordariomycetes, Sordariales, Chaetomiaceae.